Messenger RNA from Hydatigera taeniaeformis, 501 nucleotides. Lineage: Eukaryota; Metazoa; Platyhelminthes; Cestoda; Cyclophyllidea; Taeniidae. The record is from the annotation of a GenBank genome assembly.
AUGGCUUCGGACAUGGCGGUAUCAAAGCUUGAUAUUUCGAAAAAUCUUCUACAAAUGAAUUUCAUGAGGCGGACUCUUAUUGCACUGGAGAAGCUUGAAAAACCGGCUAAACAGGAAGAACUGCCCUCCAUGACAGAGUUUCAGUUCCCGAUGCCACAGCCUGUUGUGGACGUCCUACGUCGACGGUUAGAGGUCGUAUCAAGACGACCGGUAGUGCGACAUGUGCCUGGUCGCAUAGGCGUUGCGAAUUUCGGACUGCGUGCCAGUUACGGAGGUUUCAAUUUGUAUCUCUCAGCGGAAUCGAAUGCAACUUUAAAAGCCCCAGGAACUGAAGUGGAUCAGAAAGUAAACGUUGGAAUCCGACAGAAAUUCACUAAACGACGUUCAUCCUCCAACCGCAAAAGAAGGUCUCACGGUGGGUUGUAUCGGUCCCAAUCCAACCUCCAAUUUGUUCUCCUUUUCAGAUGGAUAUUCCUCCGUACCGGUCAAGAGACUCACUAG